This is a messenger RNA of Paramuricea clavata, 4436 nucleotides long. The record is from the annotation of a GenBank genome assembly. NCBI's taxonomy places the organism in Eukaryota, Metazoa, Cnidaria, Anthozoa, Malacalcyonacea, Plexauridae.
AUGGCUUCCAGCACGAAUACAAAUCACGUCGAAGGGAUAUCAAUGCAUAAGUUUCCUGCAAAUGAGGAACAGCGGAAAAUAUGGAUAAAAUUUGUGCGAAAACAUCGACCGAAUUUUACUCCUACCUAUGCGUCAGUAAUAUGCUCAGCGCACUUCGAGAAAUCUUGCUUUGGAACACGGUAUCACAUUGACGUACCAGACGAGCUAAAACCAAAGGCAAGAUACUUAUCAGAAGGGUCAGUACCAACGAAGGAUUCAGUCGUUCUAGAAGAAAUGCCAGCGACUUCGCGUACGAAGAGAAUGGUGAGUCAUGUUCUACACAACAAAACAUUAUUCAAUAGACCUUUCCCCUUAUAACCAAAAUUUUGAUCUAAGCAAGUCUAGACAAAUAUUUCAUCACAGCUUGAAAGAGCAUCACAAAAUUAGUAAUAUUCCAAAGUUUCGUUGCGAAAUGUUGUAAAAUGAGGAAAAUGGAGCCUUGCAAAGUUUGCAAUUUUCAGUCAUUUUGCAUUACAAACGGGAAAUUGCAGUCCCAACACCCGAAUCGUAUGUCAAUUUCCCGUUUGUAAUACAAAAUGAUUGAAAAACGGCAAACUUCGCAAGGCUAUAUUAUCCGCAUUUUACAAGAUUUUGCAACAAAACUUUGGAAUAUUACUAAUUUUGUGAUGCUCUUUCAAGCUGUGAUGAAAUUUUUGUCUAGAUCGAGAUUUUAGUUAUAAGGGGAAAGGUCCAUUGGCUAUUAGAAAAUAUUACAGUAUUGCGAAUAGUUUUGCUUUGCUAUAGUCAAUUAAAGCUUUUUUUGAAAAUAAUUGUUGAAUCUUGCAGAUUGUACGGGACCAGCUAUCGCCAUCGGCAAGCUUCAUUCAUGACGUGGACGAAUUACCUAGUUCUGAAGCAGUGUUACUGCCCGAACGAAUUAGUGGCGAGUCGAGUAAUGAAACAGAAAUGUUUAACGUGAGCAUGGAGGAGGAGCCUCUGCAAACAACAGCGGAGGAUGAAAGUUUCAUGUCAGAGACAGCUCAUGGAUCGCUAUCUUGUGUCGACUGUGGUAUGAAACAAGAGAGAAUUGAAAAUCUCCAGAAGUUACAAUCGAAGCAAAAAAGGCGCAAUUUAAUGUUGCAAAGAGAGAAUACAAACCUCCAGAAGGUUUGUUAUAACGAAUUAUAUAUACCGUAGCAUAAUUUUAUAUAACUGUAGGAUAGCAGAAUUUUAUCUUGUCAGAAAAUAUAUUUUUGGGUUACUCCCCAGGCCUGGACACAAAGUUUAAAUUUUGCAAUUUUUGAGUCAUGUAACGGAUUUAUUGUAUUUCUCGUUUUAGACAAUUGAAUCUUUGCGACAAGAGUUGUCCUCGGGAGGCGAGAGUAGCAGUGACGAAGCAGAAAACGAGACAGGUGAAGAUAUUGGUAUCUUGGACGAAGCUUGGGAUUACGAAGCUUGGGAUUACGAAGAUUGGUUAAUGGGAGAUAACUCGGAGGACAAUUUGGGUCAGACACUGAAAGAUCCUGACUGGAAUGCAAAUAUGGAGAAAGAAGAAACUGACGCAUCAGAUGAUGACGAGCUUGACGAAACGGAAGACAACGAUAAUGCAUCACAGGAUGCGAGGUAGGCCUUCAUUCAUCCACAAAAUAGACCUACCCUGUAUUCACGAUAUUCUCCAGAACUCUGAAAAAAUACUAAUUGGUUGCCUUCUCUUUCAGAUCGGCUGAUAGAGAACCAAAAUUUAUUGUGUUCUACAGUAUGUUGGUUUCACUGUUUUCAUUGUUCUGUUUCAAAUGCAAGGCACGGUCGCCAAGUGUUAAUGUAAAAGUCCAUGGAACAAUGGCAAUAGUGGAACAAACAUGCAAAUCAUGCAAAGGCUAUACGUGGAGGAGCCAACCACUGGUGCUGGGGAAGUAUCCUGUUGGCAAUAUCUUGUUGAGUUUUGCAACCCUUAUGUCUGGAUCCUCGAUCAGUAAAGUUUUGCUGCUAUUUAGGCACAUGGGCCUUAAAAUAUACUGUGCUAGGACUUUCUUCUACCAUCAGAGGAAGUUUAUGUUCCCAUUAAUACUGCAAUACUGGGAAAAGUCUCGGGCAGUAUUAAUCGAACAACUAAAGGGAAUAAAGGAUAGCGUUUGGGCUGGAGAUGGCAGAUUCGAUAGCAUGGGACAUAGCGCGAAAUAUGGGUGUUAUACAAUGUUGAAUUGUAAUCUGACCAAACUUGUGCACUUCGAAUUACUUCAGGUAUUUUGAAUUUAUCGUUUUGAUGCUGUACCGUAUUUAGGAAAAUAAUACACAAUCCAAAGAGUAAAAUCUUAAGACCCUAGAUAUGGUUUUAAGGAGUAAACCCUUUCUAUAUUUACGUCACAAGUCUCUCCUUGGCCCAGGAGUCUCAUUCUCGUGCCAGUGAGUGAAUUGCAUUUCUUGUCGAUUUAUGGAAGCGAAGCUCCCAGGUCAAGGAAGUAUUUGUAACGUAAAUAACAAAAGGGUGUAUUGAAUGAAAUAACUCGUCAUCAUAUUACCUUAUCUUUACAGGCCAAUGAGGUUGGAAGUAGUAAUAAAAUGGAGUUGGAGGGUGCCAAGCGCUCAUUUGACGCAAUAAAAGUCAAGGAGAAGCUCCCAAUUAAGACGUUCGUGUCCGAUCGCCACCGCGGAAUAGGUAAAUGGAUGAGAACUAGUCAGAAGGAUACUACACACUAUUAUGAUAUCUGGCACCAGGCAAAGUCAACUGUAAAGAAAGUGUUGAAAGCAAGCAAAGAGAAAGGCUGCGAGAUAUUAAAAGAGUGGGCGAAAUCCAUCAGAAAUCACAUAUACUGGUGUGCUGCAUCUUCCAAGCCUGGAUUUUCAGCCCUUAUAGAAGCAAAGUGGUUGUCAUUUAUGAGGCAUGUCAAUAAUAAGCAUGAUGGACAUCCAAACGCAUUGUAUGACAAGUGUCAUCAUGGUGAGAUUACUGAAACUAAGAAGUGGAUUAAAGUUGGUACGUGGUAACAUGGUACAUUCCUUGGUGUCCAGGAGUGUGAUAUAUCAACUGGAUAGAAUGAUUUUUAACAUCUCAGUGUUUUCUAUCUUUCAUAGGAUCAAAACCCUACCAGAAACUGAAAAAUAUUCUGACAAAGAAAACCCUAGUCAAAGAUAUUAAGAAACUUUCACCUGUGGUCCAAACUAGCUCCUUAGAAGGUUUCCAUUCAGUGUUGAACCAUUGGCAUCCCAAGAUGAUUUGCUUUUCUUGGUUAGGGACAUACUGCAGGUGAGCACUGAGUACUGAAAGUUAGUAACCAGUCUCAUAACUACUCAUCAGUAUACUUAUGCAAAAACCACUUAUAUUUGAUAGAAAUCAGUAGAGGAAUUUAACAAUUUGACUAAUAGUGACUUUAUUACCCCUAGGCACAUCCUAGCAUGCCUGCACUUUAAUGAGAAUACCCAUAGGGAGAAAAAGAUGUCCAAGAAAGGCACCCCAUAUAUAAGGGUUACCUACCCAAAAUUUAAGAUGGGUGAAGAAAUGGUCAGAGAAAUUUCUGUCCCAGCAACAUAUGAUAUGUGUAUAUAGGCUAGUGUAAAAUGAUUUGAACCCAAAAAUAAAUGCUGGUACAUAUUUUAAUAAAUGGAAUUAUUUAUAACAUUUCCUGAAGUUAUAUAGAUGAAAUGCGUCGAGAACUUCUGUACACAUGCAAUAAGGAAGAUUUGAAGAAGACAUAUGAAGCAUACAAAGCUAAGGAACCUGGUUCACUGACAAGCCAAUUUUCUGAUCGCAGGACUAAGGAGGAAGCUAUUAGAAAUCAGGCACAGAGAAAAGGGAAAAUAACUGAAUUGUUUCCCUCAGGUUGGUUGGUUUGUUUUUAGUUCCUAAUAAUAUAACCCGUAAUGGUAUUUCAGUCUGUCCAACAUCAGAUGAUUUUCCUAAUGGGUCAUUCCAGAAAACAUCCAUACCACCCCCACUGAGGAAAUAGGAAGUUAACCCCCCUACCCCCUUCGGAUGUCCUAAUACAUUUACUAUUAUCAGAAACAGUUUUUUCUCCCCUCCCCCUCCGGACGGCAGAAAUUUCCUCCGUGGGGGGAGUAUGAUUUUUUUCUGGAACAUCCCAAUGACUAUUGUUAACCUAUUAGCUGGCAAACCACCCCUAGCCUUACACAAUUUCCAAUUCUUGCCUCAAGAGCUUAUAAGCAUGCUCUUGGAUAGUAUCAAGGAAAGAAUGUUCUACCUGCUUCUGAAAAUGUUGUUAAAUUUAUUGAUGAAGCCAUAGUACUGUAUGUUGUGGUGUUUAUUAUACAGCUAUGUAAGAAAGCAUCUUAUGCUUUGUUUAGUUGAAACUCAACACCAAGACCAACUGAGAGAAAAGUCAAGAUCUACCAACAAGGACAAACGCAAGACUCCUUGUUGCACAAAGUGUGGGAAGCCAAUGAAAGGGCAUAAAAAAAGCACGUGUCAAUCAAAUACAGCUGGUCAACAACAAAAUGUUUAG